AUGCGCAUCUUGACAUGGAACAUCAAUGGAUUAACUUCUGCACUGAAUUACUACCCAUGGUCAAAGAAAAAGUCUCACAAAGAAAUGUUUGCCACUAUGAAGGCUGAUAUCAUUUGGCAAGAAAUAAAGUGCCAGCCCACAAAACUAACCCAAGACGUGGCAUUGGUUCCUGGCUACGACGCCUAUUUUUCGUUUUCAAAAACCAAACCAGGCUAUUCUGGGGUGGCUGUCUACGUUAAACAGCCACUUGUACCUCUUCAAGCCGAAGAAGGCAUCACAGGCAUCCUAAAUGAGCCCAAAACCAUCAAUCCAUGCUUCAAAAGCAAUAACAAACCCACCAGUAGUAGUUCUAUUACAACCAAUGACUGUAAUGAUAAUGAUGGUGGGGAAGGUUACUUCUUUGAUGGAUUGAUGAAUAGUCCAGACCAAUUGGACAGUGAAGGAAGAUGUUUGAUUUUAGAUUUUGGACUGUUUGUUCUGCUUAAUAUCUACUUUCCAAACGAGGCGCAAGGGGAUCGUGGAUACUACAAGGCUGAUUACCAUGCCUGUGUGCGGCGUCGGAUUGAUGAUAUGCUGACAAAUGGUCGGCAAGUGAUUCUGGUGGGGGAUCUCAAUGCCAUCCAUGAGCCACUCGACCACUUUAAAUCCACACAUGGCUGGCCCGUAGUCGGGGACACUGUUUUCCAAGCAUCUGUCUAUCGACACUGGCUGAACGAGAUUAUUUAUCCCAAAGGACCUCUUAUAGACACCUGUCGAAAUUUUCAUCCUCAGAGAAAGGGAAUGUUUACAUUUUGGAAAUCAGUGACAAAUGAAAGACCUCGCAAUUUUGGAGUACGCCUGGACUAUAUUUUGGUUUCCGAGGGACUUGGUUCAUGGUUAAAGGCUGCCGAUAUUUUGCCGGAACUUUUUGGAUCAGACCACUGCCCAGUGUACAUCGACCUGUAUGACAUUGUUGAAUCUUCCGUACAAGGCACUAAAUGUCUUAUGGACCUAUUGAGCACAGAACAAAGCAAAAACAAGAACAAAAACAAGGGCAAGGGAAAUAUGACUACUGCCAGUGUCAAUAUUAGUAUUAAAAAUAAGUAUAAGAGUGCGAAUGAAAGUAGGUAUUCGAAUCUACUCGCAAAAAACUUUGCUCAGUUUUCGGGUAGUCAAAAGAGACUGGACCAGUACUUUUCGACUGUUGUCUGUCCAAAGAAUACAAAAAAAUCUACUGAUCAAAAAAUAGAUCAAUAA
This is a messenger RNA of Phycomyces blakesleeanus NRRL 1555(-), 1236 nucleotides long. RefSeq lists its product as hypothetical. The transcript has 6 exons. NCBI's taxonomy places the organism in Eukaryota, Fungi, Mucoromycota, Mucoromycetes, Mucorales, Phycomycetaceae. Gene Ontology annotation, molecular function: DNA-(apurinic or apyrimidinic site) endonuclease activity; endonuclease activity; phosphoric diester hydrolase activity. Gene Ontology annotation, cellular component: nucleus. The record is from RefSeq and is a predicted model, not a curated record. Bases 1 to 1236 code for a protein of 411 amino acids. Gene Ontology annotation, biological process: base-excision repair.